AUGAGGCUGGACGCUACACGCAUGUGGCGGCGUCGUGCCGGGCCGCGGAAGCGACCCGCGGGCCUGCUCGUAGAUAUGGCUCUGUAUCUUAGCUGUCUGCUCGUGAUGUGGUGGCUGCUGAGAUGGCUCAAGCGCUCGCACCAACCAUCGGAGGCACAACUGGUGCGCCAUCUGGGACGGCUUUCCCAUCCGUGGGCCGUGGUGGUGCAGCACGAGGAUGCCGUGGGGCGCCUGAGCACGAGGGUAUUGGAGGAGGAGCGGCGUGCGCGGUGCGGUCGUGGGCCAGCCGUGCGCGUCGGUGCAUGCAAUGCGUCGCUGCUUCUCUCUCCGCACAUGCUGCCCUCGUGGACACUGCGCGUUGUGGAGAGGGACUGCGCGGACUGCACCGACCGACAGACGCAUGACAGCGCUGUGCAGGGCGUGGAGUUGCAGCCACAGCACGCCGUGUACGCGACGUCGUCUGCACCGCUGGGCCGUGUCGGGCCGAUGCUGCUGGCGAUGACGAGCGUGACGGACGACGUGAAUGUGCGCACGGAGCUGCCGCAGUGGGAGUGGCUGCGGCACGUGUACGGUGAAGGGUUUCCGACCGUGGGUGGCGCUGGCGAGGGGGCUGCGCAGCCGCGGAGACCGUAUCUUGCCGUGAUGGGCAUCCCGUCGACGGAUCAGCCGGCGCGUGCUGCCCUGCGUGAGGCACAGCGCAGGACGUGGCUGACGUACCAGGAGGUGGCGCGCACGGAGAACCACUUCGAUGCCACGCUGCUGGCGCUGUACGUCUUCGCCGCGGUGGAGCCAGGGGUAUCUCUGGAUACGCCGACGAAUGGAAAGACGACGGCGGCGGAGCCCGUGAGAGGGGUCGCGCACGUCACCGACUCCGCGAAACGCUGCUAUAAUAGGAGUGCGCUGCUGCCAAACUUUACAGAGUACGGUGCGGCCUCGCAGGCCCUUGCGGCAGGCAGUGCGACUGCUGGAGGCCUCGUUGAGGGCGUCGAGCGCCGCCGAGUGGCCCUCCGCAGUAGUUGGCAGCUCGAAGAUGUUGUGAGCUCUCCCUGUGAUCGAGUUAUCCGUUUGCCGUACGCGGAGGAGGGGGCCGCAACGCCUGCGCUGUUGUACCUGAGCGGUGCCCUGUCGCUCCCCGUGACACCCGCGUUCACGUCGCCGGCGGAGUACGUCUGCCACGCGUCGUCUGCGCUGUGGCAGGAGGCGCUGACGCACCGCAACGUUGUGUGGAUCGACAUGAUGACGGACCGCCGGCCGACCACGAACAAGAAGCUUGGCGAGGACGGCAAGUGGGGUCUUCCCGUGGAGGUUGGGAUGAGCCAGAAGCUGAUCCUGUGGCUGGAGUACGCGUACCACGCCUUCAAGAAUGUGCCUUUCAUCAUCAAGGGCGAUGACGACAGCUACGUGAAGGUGCCGCAGUUCCUGAGCGAUGUGCGGUACGUGAUGGGUGGCACGCAGUCCCGACAAGCAUCGCUGCAACUGUAUCGCUUUGUGAGCGGUGCGCGUGACGAGGCGGUAGGUUUUAGAGGGGUGACGAAGGCAGUGGCACCGGCAGCGGCAGACGCAGAUGCGUACGCCAACGUAACGCCCACGCUGAAAGCACCUUCGCUGGUGGAGGAAGCGGAGUGCGUGUACUGGGGUAGCUUGCGUCACCACCUGCACACGCAGUUCAACGCUGGCAUGACGUUCAUGAUGCAUCGUCGCGUGGCGCAAGCGCUGCUGGAGCCGAAAGCGAGCAGACACCGACUGGACAUUGUGCGCCUCGCCGUAGAGGACUUUGCCACGAGGCGCACGGCGGCAUACCGACGCAUCAUGUUCCACCAUGAGGACAUCCUCAUAGGGCUGCAGAUCUACCGCGCCUUGCCACGCGUGAAGGAGUUGUGUCCGAAUGGGCGACUGUGGUACGUAAAGGAGUGGUAUGCGCGGUUUCACGACAUACACGUUGGGCGGACGCACAACGUCACGUGGUCGACGGUCGUGGCGCACCGCUGUCGUCCGUCUGACUCGUACUACCUGCACUAUUACUUCCGUGAAGAGCACCGCAUCGCGGCCGCCACGGGCAGGUACGCCACAGAGGAAGAGCACGAGGCGGCGGCGGUCCAGAUGGCGGCGCGGUGGGUGACCGAGAUGCAGAAAGAUCCGCUCAUGAUGACGCUAAACUGGAGCGGUCUGCCAGACGUGCAGUGGGCCCGUAACAUCUCCCGACGGCCGCCAUUCACGUUGGCCGAAGGCGACGGCGUCGCGGUGUAUGAGAACCGCUACGAGUACUGGACUCAUGAAGCGACAAACAUCCAUGACGGGUAUCGCUCGCUGCCGCAGUGGUGA
Messenger RNA from Leishmania major strain Friedlin, 2322 nucleotides. RefSeq names its product phosphoglycan beta 1,3 galactosyltransferase (gene SCGR3). The transcript has a single exon. The record is from RefSeq and is a predicted model, not a curated record. Bases 1 to 2322 code for a protein of 773 amino acids. NCBI's taxonomy places the organism in Eukaryota, Euglenozoa, Kinetoplastea, Trypanosomatida, Trypanosomatidae. Gene Ontology annotation, molecular function: hexosyltransferase activity. Gene Ontology annotation, cellular component: membrane.